Molecule: messenger RNA, 3285 nt
Organism: Propithecus coquereli (Coquerel's sifaka)
Lineage: Eukaryota; Metazoa; Chordata; Mammalia; Primates; Indriidae
Gene: TLK2
Product: tousled-like kinase 2
Exons: 21
Coding region: 55-2178 (707 amino acids)
Biological process (GO): intracellular signal transduction; peptidyl-serine phosphorylation; chromosome segregation
Cellular component (GO): nucleus
Molecular function (GO): ATP binding; protein serine/threonine kinase activity
Source: RefSeq, a predicted model, not a curated record
UCAGCUUUGAUCCCAGGGCACAUUUUGUCCCUGGAGACGCCCUGCCAACCAGAAAUGAUGGAAGAAUUGCAUAGCCUGGACCCACGACGGCAGGAAUUAUUAGAGGCCAGGUUUACUGGAGUUGGUGUUAGUAAGGGGCCACUCAAUAGUGAGUCUUCCAACCAGAGCUUGUGCAGUGUGGGGUCCUUGAGUGAUAAAGAAGUAGAGACUCCUGAGAAAAAGCAGAAUGACCAGCGAAAUCGGAAAAGAAAAGCUGAACCAUAUGAAACUAGCCAAGGGAAAGGCACUCCUAGGGGACAUAAAAUUAGUGAUUACUUUGAGUUUGCUGGGGGAAGCGGGCCAGGAACCAGCCCUGGCAGAAGUGUUCCACCAGUUGCACGAUCCUCACCGCAACAUUCCUUAUCCAAUCCCUUACCGCGGCGAGUAGAGCAGCCCCUUUAUGGUUUAGAUGGCAGUGCUGCAAAGGAGGCAUCAGAGGAGCCGUCUGCUCUGUCAACCCUCAUGUCAGUGAUGCUAGCAAAGCCUCGGCUUGACACGGAGCAGCUGGCACAAAGGGGAGCUGGCCUCUGCUUCACUUUUGUUUCAGCUCAACAAAACAGUCCCUCUUCUACGGGAUCUGGCAACACAGAGCAUUCCUGCAGCUCACAAAAACAGAUCUCCAUCCAGCACAGACAGACCCAGUCUGACCUCACAAUAGAAAAAAUAUCUGCACUAGAAAACAGUAAGAAUUCUGACUUAGAGAAGAAGGAGGGAAGAAUAGAUGAUUUAUUAAGAGCCAACUGUGAUUUGAGACGGCAGAUUGAUGAACAGCAAAAGAUGCUAGAGAAAUACAAGGAACGAUUAAAUAGAUGUGUGACAAUGAGCAAGAAACUCCUUAUAGAAAAGGUCAGUGAGCAACAGGAAAGGAUAAAUUCACAGAGGGAGGAAAUAGAAAGACAACGGAAAAUGUUAGCAAAGCGGAAACCUCCUGCCAUGGGCCAGGCCCCUCCAGCAACCAAUGAGCAGAAACAGCGGAAAAGCAAGACCAACGGAGCUGAAAAUGAAACGUUAACAUUAGCAGAAUACCAUGAACAAGAAGAAAUUUUCAAACUCAGAUUAGGUCAUCUUAAAAAGGAGGAAGCAGAGAUCCAGGCAGAGCUGGAAAGGCUAGAAAGGGUUAGAAAUCUACAUAUCAGGGAACUAAAAAGGAUACAUAAUGAAGAUAAUUCACAAUUUAAAGAUCAUCCAACACUAAAUGACAGAUAUUUGUUGUUACAUCUUUUGGGUAGAGGAGGUUUCAGUGAAGUUUACAAGGCAUUUGAUCUAACAGAGCAAAGAUAUGUAGCUGUGAAAAUUCACCAGUUAAAUAAAAACUGGAGAGAUGAGAAAAAGGAGAAUUACCACAAGCAUGCAUGUAGGGAAUACCGGAUUCACAAAGAACUGGAUCAUCCCAGAAUAGUUAAGCUGUAUGAUUACUUUUCACUGGACACUGACUCGUUUUGUACAGUAUUAGAAUACUGUGAGGGAAAUGAUCUGGACUUCUACCUGAAACAGCACAAAUUAAUGUCGGAGAAAGAGGCUCGAUCCAUUAUCAUGCAGAUUGUGAAUGCUUUAAAGUACUUAAAUGAAAUAAAACCUCCCAUCAUACACUAUGACCUCAAACCAGGUAAUAUUCUUUUAGUAAAUGGUACAGCGUGUGGAGAGAUAAAAAUUACAGAUUUUGGUCUUUCCAAGAUCAUGGAUGAUGAUAGCUACAAUUCAGUGGAUGGCAUGGAGCUAACGUCACAAGGUGCUGGUACUUAUUGGUAUUUACCACCAGAGUGUUUUGUGGUUGGGAAAGAACCACCAAAGAUCUCAAAUAAAGUUGACGUCUGGUCAGUGGGUGUGAUCUUCUACCAGUGUCUUUAUGGAAGGAAGCCUUUUGGCCAUAACCAGUCCCAGCAAGACAUUCUGCAGGAGAAUACUAUUCUUAAAGCUACUGAAGUGCAGUUCCCGCCAAAGCCAGUAGUAACACCUGAAGCAAAGGCAUUUAUUCGACGAUGCUUGGCCUACCGAAAGGAGGACCGCAUCGAUGUCCAGCAAUUGGCCUGUGACCCCUACUUGCUGCCUCACAUCCGAAAGUCGGUCUCCACAAGUAGUCCUGCUGGAGCUGCUAUUGCAUCAACCUCUGGGGCAUCCAAUAACAGUUCUUCAAAUUGAGACCGACUCUAAGGCCACAAACUGUUCAACACACACAAAGUGGACAAAUGGCAUUCAGCAGCGGGUUUGGAACAUAGCGAAUCCAAAUGGAUCUCAUGAAACCUGUACCAGGUGCUUUUAUUUUCUUGCUUUUUUCCCAUCCAUAGAGCAUGACAGCAUCGAUUCUCAUUGAGGAGAAACCUUGGGCAGCUCUGGCCAGGCCUCAUAGGAAAAGGCCCCACCCGAGGUUCCGGCGUCAACGGCCACUGUGUGUGGCUGCUCUGAGUGAGGAAAAAAUUAAAAAGAAAAACUGGUUCCAUGUACUGUGAACUUGAAAACACGCAGACUCAGGGGGGGUCCCUGAUGCAAUGCUUCAGAUGAAGAAUGUGGACUUGAAAAUACAGACUGGGCUAGUCCAGUGUCUAUAUUUAAACUUGUUCUUUUCUUUUAAUAAAGUUUAGGUAACAUCUCCUGAAAAGCUUGUAACGCAAAGGCUCAGCUGGGGAUGGUGUUUGACUUUGGAGGAAAAAAGUUGCUAUUGCCCGUUAAAGGCACUAGAGUUAGUGUUUUAUCCCUAAAUAAUUUCAAUUUUUAAAAACAUGCAGCUUCUCUCCCCCCUUUUUUAUUUUUGAAAGAAUACAUUUGGUCAUAAAGUGAAACCCGUAUUAGCAAGUACGUGGCAAUGUUCAUUCCAAUCAGAUGCAGCUUUCUCCUCCGUCUGGUCUCCUGUUUGCAAUUGCUUCCCUCAUCUCAGUAGGGAAAACAUUGAGUGGGAGUACUGAGAUGUGUGGGUUUCUGCCAUUGGACAAAGAAUGAGGUUAGAAGACUGCAGCUUGGAGUCUCUCUAGGUUUUCAACUAUUUCUUCACAAUUUCAACACUUGACGGUUGUCCCUUUUAAUUUAUUUGAAGUGCUAUUUUUUUAAAUAAAGGUUCAUCUGUCCAUGCAGUCCUCUUGGAUUCUCUGAAUAUAGUAACUAUCGCAGCUAUUCCACAGGUAGGCAGAAAACGGGCUGGGGAGCCAGGCGCUCAAGGGAUCAGUCGACUGUUCCUACCCCCAGUCUUUGUGUGCUUGCUAAAUGGUGUACCUUUCUUGUUAACCACAUUAUUAAAACUUGAUCAGCACAUAA